Molecule: messenger RNA, 204 nt
Organism: Nycticebus coucang (slow loris)
Lineage: Eukaryota; Metazoa; Chordata; Mammalia; Primates; Lorisidae
Product: 40S ribosomal protein S3a-like
Exons: 1
Coding region: 1-204 (67 amino acids)
Biological process (GO): translation
Cellular component (GO): cytosol; ribosome
Molecular function (GO): structural constituent of ribosome
Source: RefSeq, a predicted model, not a curated record
AUGAAGGUCAGCAAGAACAAGCAUCUUACAAAAGGAGGCAAAAAUGGAGCCAAAAAUGAAAUGGUUGAUCAAUUUUCUAAGAAAGAUUGGUAUGAUGUGAAGGCACCUGCUAUGUUCAAUAUAAGAAAUACUGGGAAAACACUAGUCAGCAGGACUCAAGGAACAAAAAUUGUAUCCAAUGGCCUCAAAAGUCAUUUGUUUUAA